AAAAACAGCCAAGAAAAAGAGUGGUUUUGUGAAACGUCCUGCCUAUCUACUGCAGAGACAGAGGCUUGACACAUUUCUUCUUAUUAUUAUGCCUAGUGGUAGGUGAGUGCCCAGCCAUGGAUUGCGCCUGCAAAACUACAUAUACCAUUUCAUAACACAGAGAAUAUUCGCCUCUUUACGCAGCUCUCUUGGCUUUUUCUCACCUGCCCCUUGCUCUGGAAAAUCGGCCCUUUUGUCUCAGUGAAACCCACUUGUUUGGUGUGCAUUACAUAAAACGCUGUGUGAAUGUAUUUUGCUUACACCCUCGAGCAAAAUGCCGCUUCCAACGUGAUGCUUGCAGAGAAAAGGAAACAAGUGCACAGAGUGUGCACCCAUUAGCCCAAAUCAUCCGUAUAAUCAUAUGUCAAGCCAUGUUAGUAGGAAAUGAAUGUGUGUUAUGAGUUGAGGACAAUCCCACUUGCUGUCCUGGCCUGCUGCCCAUUUGUCCACUCUGGUUGUACUAAGGAGAGAGAAAACAAACAGAAAAAACAACAGAGAAAGAAAAAAAACAACUCUUGGGCUGACUUUUUGAGUAAAUUAAAUGAAGGAGAGGGAGGGGGAUGUCCAGUAAUAUGGACGCAAUGCUGGGUGUCGGGCUAUGUUGUUGUGUAUUUAUUUUCUGCUAAGUUGGCAGUGGUUCAGCUGGCUGACUGAUUCUCCGCACUGUGGGGGACUCUGUUUUGGCUCUGGGAAACAAGCCCAUUAAAACAGCACUCACAAAAUUCACCAUUGUUCCAGGGGAGGGAGAAUGCGUCUGGGCUGGGAACAGUCCUGUUCGUAAUACAAAGACUGCACUCUUGGGGAUUUUAUUGUGGUAAGCGCAGCGUUCACUGGGCUGAAGAGGAGUCAAAGCAGACAUCUUCCAAAAUGAAGUUUAUGAAGCUGGGAUCCAAACCAGACAUAUUUCAGGCAGAGGGUAAUAUCAGGCGUGUGGCAACGGAGCUGUCAAGUGACAUUGUUAUAAACAUUGAAGGUGCAAAGUUCUAUCUUCACAAGUUCCCUCUUAUGUCAAAGAGCAUCUGCUUACAGGGUUUGGUAGCAAAAUCUUGCGAAUCAGAGAAUGAUGAAUUGGAUCUUCCUGAUUUUCCUGGAGGGCCAGCAGCUUUUGAGAUCUGUGCCAAAUUCUGCUAUGGAAUUGUUGUUACUUUGAAUGCCUACAAUGUUCUUCCCAUUCGUUGUGCUGCAGAAUAUCUUGGGAUGACAGAAGCAAUAGAGAAGGGUAAUUUAAUAUAUAAAAUUGAGGUGUUUUUUAGCUCAAGUAUUUUUCGCAGCUGGAAAGAUUCCAUUAUUGUCCUGCAGACCACUAAACUGCUAUCACCUUGGUCAGAGGACCUAAAGGUGGUUGGAAGAUGUAUUGACUCAAUAGCUGCCAAGACAUCAGUUGAUCCUGCUAAGGUUGAUUGGUCCUUCACUUACACUAGAGCAAAAUUGGCAAGUGAUCAACCAUGCAUGGCAAAAGAUAGUAGUCCCGUGUGGAAUGGAAAUCAAAGUCGUAAACAUCGCUAUGUUCCAAAGGAUUGGUGGAUUGAGGACAUUUGUGAACUGGAUAUUGAUUUGUACCAGCGAGUAAUGGCUGCCAUUAAAACCAAAGGAAGAAUGUCACAUGAACUAAUAGGAGAAGCACUGAAGGUUUACACUCUUCGAUGGUUACCUGGAGUUUCAAAGGACAGUGAAGUCAAAGAUGCUGUUAAAAAUGGAAAUGGAUCAGUUUCAGAUGACUAUGUAGAGACAGCAGCAAAGCACAGGGUUCUUUUGGAAGCUAUUGUAAAUUUGUUACCUUCAGAGAAAGGAACGACCUCCUGUAGCUUUUUGUUGAAGUUAUUGAAAGCCGCUACUAUACUGGGAGCAGAAACCUCCUCCAAAAUGGAACUUGUAAGAAGAAUAGGGCUUCAAUUGGAAGAAGCUUCCCUCAGUGACCUUUUGAUUCCAUCUUUAUCGUACACAAAUGACUCUUUGUAUGAUGUAGACCUUGUACAAUGCAUACUGGACCAUUUUCUGAUGCAGGACCAGAGUCCUCAAGCCAGUCCAGAAAAAUCAAAGCUACCAUAUGAGAGGAGAACAAGAUCUUCUGAAAAUGUGGAACUCAGUGAAGGCAGAAUAUCAGCUUCUGCUACUCAUAGUUCCAAGUUGAGUGUUGCAAAACUUAUUGAUGGAUACCUGGCAGAAAUUGCUCGUGAUGCACACCUACCUCUGUCAAAGUUUAUCAAUCUUGCUGAAUCUAUAUCUAAUUUUGCAAGACCUGUUCAUGAUGGGUUGUAUAGGGCCAUUGACAUAUAUUUGAAGGAGCAUCCUGGACUGUCAAAGAGUGAAAAAAAAAAGAUAUGCAGUUUGAUGGAUUGUAAGAAGUUAUCCAUGGAUGCUUGUAUGCAUGCUGCACAGAAUGAACGUUUACCUCUGCGCAUAGUUGUGCAGGUGCUUUUCUUUGAGCAAGUCAGAACUGCCAUGACAGGUGGAUUCUUGCUGAAUGACUUACCAAAUAGCGUCAAAGCAUUAGUACCUCCAGAAAAUGGAUCUCAAGGAAGCUUUCAGUCAGCCACAAAUCCUGAAGAUGAGUGGGAUGCAGUUCAUGACGACCUAAAAAAUUUAAGAGGAGAUCUAGGUUCCAUGAAGAUUAGAAUAGCUGAACCUGAAACAGAACAAACUAACAUGCAUCAAACAGCAGUUAAAAAUAUAAAAUCAAGAGGCUUAUUUAUGUUACCAUCAAGAUCAAAGAAGAUUCUCCAGAAGUUAUGGACAAAUAAAGCACAUUCUGAAUUCAGGAGUUCCGAGACAUCGGGAAGCUCUGCAAGUCCUAUUUCUGUAAAUCCUGUUGAUACAAAAUCAACAGCUUCAAGACAGAGGCGACACUCAAUAUCAUAGGCCUUACCUUGGAGAAUAAUAUUGGUGGUAUUUCCUUUGAACCAGGUCGAGAACAUGUUGCAUCAAAAUAUACUUGAGACUGUAACCCUCGUCUCAUAGUUUCCUCUUCAUGGCUGAGGGGUCCCCUACAGAUAUAAUUUACAUCAACAUUGUUCUAACAUCUUUAAUGAGCAGUAUCAGGUUAGUUACUGUUUGCAUAUUGUCAUAUCCACCGUACAAGUGACAGGGUUAAAGGGAAUCAGUUUUGUUUAAUGCUUGUUGCGGGGCACUAAUUUUUAGCUGCUGUACCAUUACACCAAUUUAGAAUUUUGUUCAGGCUUUUAGCAGUCCCAUCUAUUCUCUAUGGGGAAUACCUGGCUCUUAUUUUCCUUGUAAACUGUUGUGAUAAUAUAUAGAAUUUGCCUAUUGUGUUGAA
Molecule: messenger RNA, 3313 nt
Organism: Cryptomeria japonica (Japanese cedar)
Lineage: Eukaryota; Viridiplantae; Streptophyta; Pinopsida; Cupressales; Cupressaceae
Product: BTB/POZ domain-containing protein At1g67900
Exons: 5
Coding region: 907-2898 (663 amino acids)
Molecular function (GO): protein binding
Source: RefSeq, a predicted model, not a curated record